This is a messenger RNA of Nerophis lumbriciformis (worm pipefish), 4011 nucleotides long. The record is from RefSeq and is a predicted model, not a curated record. NCBI's taxonomy places the organism in Eukaryota, Metazoa, Chordata, Actinopteri, Syngnathiformes, Syngnathidae.
AUGGGCGACUGCACGACCUCAUCAGACGAGCUCGUUUUCUUCGUUAAUGGGAGGAAGGUCAUCGAGACACAUGCAGAUCCUGAAAUGACUUUACUCACUUAUCUGAGGAGGAAGUUGGGCCUACCAGGGACCAAGCUUGGGUGCGCCGAAGGUGGCUGUGGAGCGUGCACGGUGAUGCUAUCCAAAUACCAACCUCAAACUCAAAACCUGCUUCAUUUUGCAGUGAACGCCUGCCUUGCCCCAAUAUGUUCCUUGCAUCUGGUUGCUGUUACCACUGUGGAAGGAAUUGGUAGUGUUGCAAGACAGCUGCAUCCUGUGCAGGAGCGAAUUGCUAAGGCCCAUGGCUCGCAGUGUGGUUUCUGUACUCCGGGAAUCGUCAUGUCAAUGUAUGCACUGCUGAGAAAUAACACCUCCCCCAAAAUGGCUGAUGUGGAGGAGGCCUUUCAAGGAAAUCUUUGUCGCUGCACUGGAUAUCGGCCCAUUCUCGAGGCCUACAAGACCUUUACUGUGGAUGGUGGAUGCUGUGGUGGGAAAGGGUGGGUCAACGGCUGCUGUAUGACCAAUGGGAAAGCAGAAGAGAAGGAGACGUCUUCAGGGCUGUUUAAUGUUGCGGACUUUGCACCGCUUGACCCAACGCAGGAGGUCAUCUUCCCUCCAGAGCUAAUGGUGAGAAACGAAACAAAGACUCGCUCACUACGUUUCAGCAGUACUAGAGCAGUCUGGAUGCAGCCUGCCAACUUGGACGAAUUUCUUGAUCUGAAAUAUAAACACCCUGAUGCCCGAGUGGUGGUGGGAAACACUGAAGUGGGUAUAGAAGUGAAAUUCAAGAAUAUGUUGUAUCCAGUAAUCCUGGCUCCAUCCUUCAUUCCUGAACUCCACAGAGUGACACACACCGAUAAUGGCAUCAUGUUUGGUGCUGCUUGCACACUCACCCAUGUGGGUGUCGUACUGAAAAAGGCUGUUGAGGAACUGCCUUCUCAUCAGACCCAAUUCUUCCUUGCCGUUCUGGAGCAGUUGCGGUGGUUUGCGGGACAGCAGAUUCGCAAUGUUGCGGCUGUUGGCGGGAACAUCAUGACUGCUAGCCCCAUAUCUGACCUGAAUCCUGUCUUUAUGGCAGCCAACUGCAAACUCACACUGAUGGACAAAGAUGGCAGUCGUGUGGUUCACAUGGACGACAGUUUCUUUGUGGGUUACAGAAGGACUAUUCUGCAACCACAAGAAAUCCUGCUGUCCAUCGAGGUCCCCUACAGCAAGAAGUAUCAGUUUGUGUCGGCCUUUAAACAGUCACCUCGCCGAGAAGACGACAUCAGUAUUGUGACGGCAGCAAUGAGUGUCACUUUCACACCCGGGACGUGUGCUGUGGAAGAUUUAAGGCUAAGCUACGGCGGUAUGGCAGCGACCACUGUGCUUGCAAAAAAUACGGCAAAUAAAUUGUUGGGAAGAUGCUGGGGAGAGGAAUUGCUGGAAGAAGCUUGCUCCUCAUUGGCGGAAGAGAUGACCUUGGAUCCGUCUGCCCCUGGGGGCAUGGUGACGUACCGGCGAACUCUUACUCUGAGCCUAUUCUACAAGUUCUACCUGACUGUGCUACAAAAGCUCCGAGGGCAGGUCAGUAAUGUGUCAUUUGGCGGCAAACUGUCAUCUGAUUUCCUCAGUGCAACAGAGAUUUACAAUCAAGAAAUACCAUCCAGCGUGCAGAUCUAUCAGGAGGUGCCACCUUCUCAAAACCAAGAUGAUGUGCUGGGCCAUCCCGUAAUGCACCUCUCAGCCCUGAAACAGGCGACAGGUGAAGCGGUGUAUUGCGACGAUAUACCGCUAUUUGAGAACGAGGUGUACUUGGCGCUCAUUACCAGCACUAAGCCACACGCUCGCAUCCGCUCCAUUGACUCCUCUGCAGCCGAAUCUUCGCCAGGCUUUAUUAGUUGUGUCUUUGCUGGCGACAUUCCUGGCAGCAACGUCACCGGGAUAUUCCACGAUGAGACUGUUCUUGCUGAUAGCCUGGUCACGUGUGUGGGUCACAUCAUUGGCGCUGUUGUGGCUGACACCCAGCUUAAUGCCCAGCGAGCUGCCAAAGCUGUCAAGAUCCAGUAUGAGGAAAUGCAACCUAUUAUCACCAUACAGGAAGCCAUUGCUGCGCAGUCCUUCUAUCAGCCAAUUAGAAAACUCCAGAGAGGAGACCCAGAAGCGGGAUUUAAACAGGCAGACCACAUCCUGGAAGGUGAGAUGCACAUUGGCGGUCAAGAACAUUUUUAUCUGGAGACCAACUCGACUGUGGCAGUCCCUAGAGGGGAAGAUGACGAAAUGGAGAUUUUUGUAUCCACUCAGAAUCCCUCAGAGACACAGUUCCUGGUGGCGAAGGCGUUGGGCGUCCCUGCCAACAGGGUGGUAGUCCGUGUAAAAAGGAUGGGUGGAGGCUUUGGCGGUAAAGAGAGUCGGAGCACCAUACUCUCCACCGUCGUCUCCGUUGCAGCACACAAGCUGCGACGGCCUGUCAGAUGCAUGUUGGACAGAGAUGAAGACAUGCUGAUAACUGGGGGAAGACACCCAUUUUAUGGAAAAUAUAAGGUGGGCUUCCUGAAGAGUGGGAAAGUGGUAGCACUGGAUGUGUGGUACUACAGCAAUGCUGGAAACUCUUGUGAUCUCUCUCUCUCCGUCAUGGAGCGUGCUCUGUUCCACAUGGAGAACUCGUACAACAUUGAAAAUGUGUGCGGUCACGGCGUUUUGUGCCGCACCAACCUGGCGUCAAAUACUGCCUUUAGAGGAUUUGGAGGUCCCCAAGGCAUGAUGUUGGCUGAGAGCUGGAUAACCGAAGUGGCUCAGAGUCUGGGACGGCCUGCCGAUGAGGUUCGAAGACUGAACCUAUUUCGACAAGGUGAAAUGACACCAUACAACCAGGUCCUGGAACAGUGUACUUUGGACCUUUGUUGGGAUGAGUGUAUGUCCCGCUCACACUACCGGCAGCGGCGAGAUGCUAUAGAACUCUACAACAGACAGAACCGAUGGACCAAACGAGGCCUUGCUAUCAUACCAACCAUGUUCGGCAUUAGCUUCACUGCUGUCUUUCUUAACCAGGCUGGUGCACUGGUUCACAUUUACACAGAUGGCUCUGUUCUAGUGUCUCAUGGUGGGACCGAAAUGGGACAGGGACUUCAUACCAAGAUGGUCCAGGUGGCCAGCCGGGUUCUUGGUAUUCCCUGCUCAAAGAUUCACAUAUCGGAGACCAGCACUCAAACUGUCCCUAACACAAGUGCGACCGCUGCCUCAGCUUCCUCGGACCUUAACGGGGCUGCUGUCAGAAACGCUUGCCAGGUCCUCAGUCAGCGCCUAGAACCUUACAAGAGCAGAAAUCCCAAAGGAUCUUGGGAAGACUGGGUGAAAGCAGCAUACUUCGACCGAAUCAACCUGAGUGCAAAUGGCUUUUACAAGACUCCAGAUCUUGGAUACAGCUUCGAAACCAACUCUGGUCGAGCAUUCAACUAUUUCAGCUAUGGAGUUGCCUGUUCUGAGGUGGAAAUCGACUGUUUAACCGGAGCUCACAAGAACCUGAGCACUACCAUUGUCAUGGAUGUUGGAGUUAGCCUCAAUCCUGCAAUAGACAUCGGACAAGUGGAGGGGGCAUUCAUGCAGGGUCUGGGUCUGUUUACAUUGGAGGAGCUUCACUACUCACCCAAGGGUGUCCUCCUCACCCGGGGUCCGGGUUCUUACAAAAUCCCGGCCUUUGGUGACAUUCCAAGCGAGCUAACUGUGUCGUUGCUCCGUGACGCACCCCAUGACAAGGCCAUUUUUGCUUCCAAGGCUGUGGGCGAGCCUCCUUUGUUCCUGGCCUCAUCUGUUUUCUUCGCCAUCAAAGACGCUAUCACAGCUGCACGGGCUGAAUCGGGUGUCAUGGGCCCAUUCAGAUUGGAUAGCCCUGCCUCUGCAGAGCGGAUACGGAAUGCCUGCAAGGACCGCUUUACCAAACUGUGUCCUCCUGCAGAACCUGGUACGUUCCAACCUUGGUCUGUCCAAGUUUAA